CCAGUGUCUCUACUUUUCUUUAUCUAAUUAUUAGUAUCCUUUAGACCUUUCCCAAGAGGAUAAAUAGCUACAAGUUUCUAGAAUUCACAUCGACUAAAGGCACCAUUAGUAAGCUGACAGAGGUUCAGCGUUUCUUCAUUCUAAUCCACAGAGUUGGCACAUAACUUCUUGGACUUGCGGCUGAGAUCAUCUCUCCCAGGAUGGUUAGAAAGCAGCAGCAAUACACCUUGAGUGUUGAGCAAAAUGUGGCAGAGCAGUUAUUAAGGAGUCCUUACUGUUCAACGGAAGGAACACACAGUGACUGCAGAUCACACCAUGUGACAUGUGAGCUGCAUCAGGUGACGAAGAACCGGUGUUCCCUCUGGAAAGUAUUCCUAAUAUGUCUGCUGGCUUGUCUAGUUGCCACAUCCAUUACAGCUUUGGCCUUUUACUUUGGCCCCUUUGGCAAUUCCAACAAUACCACCAUCAUUAUUCACACAGAUGGAAGGUCCUGCCAAGAUCCCUGUGCCUCUCCCUCUACGCCAUCUCCAACCACAAUCCCUUCACCUGGACCUGACACCACUCCAUCUCCUACUAAUACAGCCACCCCGGCCUUGCCUACCACCCUGCCCACAUUUACUACAGUGAUGACCAGUACCUCCACAGAACAUGACGUUGAAAUUGAACAACAAUAGCGUGAACUCUCAGUCCUCAAGCCAGAUCAAUAUUCUCACAGAAAGGGGACAUAGCCAAGAUCCUGCUAUGACAUCCCAUAGCGUAUGGCUUCGUUAGACCUAGUUCUCUACUAAUCUAUGCUGCUUUCCAUGUGGUGAUAGUCUUGCAUUGAUUACUUAAUACCUGCCAUUUUCUGGAAAUUCUCUCAUUAUGAGACUUUUUCCAUGUCAGGGGACAAUGAAAAGGGACCAAGCCAGCUAAGUUAAUCAUGUUUCUGCUUAUGAAUUCUAAUUUUCCAACUUCUCUCCUUAAGAGAGUUCAUGUGGCAAAGGAGCAUCAUAGAGGGGACAAGAGAUGCAGGUCUACGUGGUGGUCACUGACUAUGUAGGGAUAGUAACAUGGUAUAGAGUCCAUGUAUUGUUGGACACUGUGAAGGACAGAGGCCUUAUUUGUCUAGCCUGUGACACUGAGUCUUAGUUUGUUGAGGUGUCCUCUACUUGACUUUUUGUUGUUCUAGCUUCCCUACUUGCAAGUUUCAAUAAACCUAACCUUGCAUG
Mus caroli (Ryukyu mouse) is the source of this 1211-nucleotide messenger RNA. Its product is annotated as dynactin-associated protein. Gene Ontology annotation, cellular component: Golgi apparatus; plasma membrane. Gene Ontology annotation, biological process: activation of protein kinase B activity. The record is from RefSeq and is a predicted model, not a curated record. Lineage: Eukaryota; Metazoa; Chordata; Mammalia; Rodentia; Muridae.